UUGUCAGAGCUUCAAUAUCUCAAUCUCUACAACAACUUUCUUAAUGGGUCAAUUCCUUACCAGCUCACCAAUCUACCAAAGAUACGGAACUUAUCACUUGGAUAUAAUAAUUUGGAGAAUUCUGAGUGGUCUAAUUUUUCAAGCAUGCCUUCCUUAACCUACCUUGUUCUUUGUAAGAACCACUUUAAUUCAACAUUCCCAGGUUUCAUAUCAAAGUGUAGGAACUUGACCUUCCUUGACUUGUCUAAAAACAAUCUCAUAGGUCCAAUUCCAGUUUCUUUGUGGAACCUCAAAAACCUCAUCUUUUUUUAUGUAGAUAACAACCAACUAUCAGGAGAGUUGUCAGUUAAUAUUUCCAUGCUUAGUAACUUGGAGGACUUAGUUGUUUCUAACAAUAAUUUCACUGGUUCAAUUCCUUCAAAGAUUGGAAACUUGAAGAAACUCAAAAGAUUGGAUCUUUCUCGUAACCAUCUCAUAGGUCCAAUUCCAACUUCUCUAUGGAACCUCAAAAACCUCAUCCAUGUGUACCUUUUCAACAACAAUCUAGUUGGAAUCAUCCCACCAGCGAUUGGAAAUCUAGAAUUCCUCACAAAUUUUAUUGUCGGCACUAAUCAACUAUCAGGAGAGUUGCCGGUUAAUAUUUCCAGUCUUAGUAACUUGGAGAAGUUCUCUGUUAUUAGCAAUAAUUUCACUGGGCAAAUCCCUAGAGACUUUGGGAAGAAUAGUCCUAAUUUGAGCAUCGUUGUGUUUACAAACAACAGCUUCUUUGGAGAGUUUCCACAAGGUUUGUGUAGUGGGUUUAAUCUAGAAUAUUUGAGUGUAAAUAACAACAGCUUUACAGGGCCAUUGCCCGAGUGCUUGAGAAAUUGCACCAAAUUAAAAAGAGUAAGGUUUGAUGGGAAUCGAUUCACAGGCAACAUCACUAAUGCUUUUGGUGUUCACCCACAUCUUGAUUCCAUUUUCUUAAACAACAACCAAUUCAUCGGUCAUGUUUCAAGUAUGUGGGGACAAUGCCAAAAUCUCACCACAUUACAAAUGGGUCAUAAUAAAAUUGCUGGUAAGAUCCCAUCUGAACUUGGGAAUUUGAUGAAGUUGCAAGUUUUGAACUUGGAGUCCAACAAAUUGAAUGGGCCAAUCCCAAAUCAAUUGGUAAAUCUUAAACUUUUGUACCAGCUUAAUCUUAGCAAUAAUCAUUUAACAGAAGAAAUCCCUAUGAGUCUAUUAAACUUGAGUGGGCUACAGUAUCUUGAUUUGUCGACAAACAAUUUAGUAGGUAAGAUACCAGAUUGGCUUGGUAGCUUUGAAAAUUUACAUAGCUUAAACCUCAGCCACAAUGUUCUGUCAAGUGAAAUACCACCAGAGCUUGGAAAUUUGGGCUCCUUGCAUUAUGCAUUGGAUCUUAGCAGCAAUUUACUUGUUGGAGAAAUACCUUCAAGCCUGUCAAAGCUUACAAUGCUAGAAAUUCUCGACAUCUCUCGUAACCACCUCUCAGGUCCGAUCCCAACUGGACUUGUUUUCCAAAAUGCAUCAAAAUGUGUUUAUGAUGGAAAUCUUGGAUUGUGUGGAAAAGCUACAGGACUUAAGCCCUGCAGAAUGCAAAAAAACAAAGCUAGCAAUGGUAGUCACAUUUUAGUCUUUGGUCUUGUUUGUAGCCUAAUAUUGUUUGUUACUACCAUUGUAAUCAUUCUCAUAUUUUGUCAUGAAUCCAAAGUGAUGGAUAAGAGUAGAAAAGGUGCCAACAAUAAUGAAAUGAACAAGUCAUUCAUAUGGGAGAAGGAAGCAAAAUUCACAUUUGGAGAAAUUGUAGAGGCAACUGAAGACUUUGAUGACAAGUACUGUAUUGGGAAAGGAGGUUUUGGUACUGUUUACAAGGCCAUAUUGAGAUCACAUGAGCUAAUUUUGGCAGUUAAGCGGUUGCACGUGUCAGAUUCAAGUGAUAUUUUAGAAGUUAAUCGCAUCAGUUUUGAGAAUGAGAUUCAAACUCUAACCGAAGUCCGACAUCGGAACAUCAUAAAGCUUUAUGGGUUCAUUUCAAGAAAAAGUGAAAUGUACUUGGUGUAUCAAUAUGCAAAAAGAGGUAGUCUUUCUAAAGUAUUAUAUGGCUCAACAAAUCUUGAUUGGGAUUCAAGGGUGGAGAUAGUUCAAGGAUUGGCCCACGCAAUCUCAUACUUGCACCACGAUUGUUCUCCACCAAUUGUCCAUCGCGACGUGUCUUUGAACAAUGUACUACUUGGCUCAGAUUUUGUUCCCAUUCUAUCAGACUUUGGUAUAGCUCAAUUGUUGAUCCCUGACUCCUCCAUUUGGACAAAUGUAGCUGGAUCCUACGGUUAUAUGGCCCCAGAGCUUGCUUUGACCAUGCGUGUGACUGAAAAGUGUGAUGUGUAUAGUUUUGGAGUGGUAGCUUUAGAAAUUAUGAUGGGAAAGCAUCCAGGAGAAUUAUUGGAAUCUUUAUCAUCAUCUCAAUCGAAAAUAUCAUCAGAGAAUAUGCUACUGAAAGAUAUGUUAGAUCAACGGCUAUUACCUCCUACAGGUAGAUUACUAAUGGUUGUGGUGUUGGUGGUGAGCUUGGCAUUGUCAUGUACUAGAAGUAGACCAGAAUCACGACCCACUAUGCAUUUUGUGGCACAAGAACUAUCGACAAGGAGUCGAGCUUCCAUGAUCUCUGUGCCAUUGAGAACCAUUACUAUUGGGAAGCUUUCUACCCUUUACUAUCAGUAGUAGAAAUAAAUAAAUAUUUUUGAGAAGAAGAAGAAUAUGAAGAAUAUUUGCUCUUUAUUGCUUGUGAGUAAUAAUUAUAUGUAUAUGAUUGAAAUAAAAUAAUAAUAAUAAACAUCCAUAAUUUGAGAGUCAAGUACAUACUCGAUCUCUUACAUUACAUGUUCAAAUAAAGAUCGUUUCAAAAACCAUAACCAAUUGUAGUUUCAUAAGAAAAAAAUUACAAUAUACUCUUCUUUUUAAGCGAUACAAUAGGCAUCUUUACUAAUAAGUAAUGGGAAUCAAUAGUAAGGUAAUCAUUCUCUUACAUUUGUUUACUUGCAUUAUUAAAAUUAGGAAAGGGAAAAGUUGAAUAAAUUAGGGAGAACUUUCCCCACCAAUU
This is a messenger RNA of Cannabis sativa, 3097 nucleotides long. Its product is annotated as MDIS1-interacting receptor like kinase 2-like. Lineage: Eukaryota; Viridiplantae; Streptophyta; Magnoliopsida; Rosales; Cannabaceae. Bases 145 to 2718 code for a protein of 857 amino acids. The transcript is spliced from 3 exons. The record is from RefSeq and is a predicted model, not a curated record. Gene Ontology annotation, cellular component: plasma membrane. Gene Ontology annotation, biological process: hormone-mediated signaling pathway; protein phosphorylation. Gene Ontology annotation, molecular function: ATP binding; protein binding; protein kinase activity.